AUGGCUCGCCAUCCAGCCUUAGUUCUGUACAAACGCGCGCUGAAACUGUCGCUUGACUGGGCCGUCCAUCGCAACCUCUGGCGCGGCCAGGCAGUCUACAUCCGCUCGCUCUUCGAGGCCAACAAGAAUGUCCGGAAUCCUCACGAGCAGAGGGUCCUGCUGCAAGAAACGGAGAAACUGCUGGAGAAGUGGAAGCAUCCCGACCCUUACCGGGCGCCAACAGCACCAGGAGGAUCCAAGUGGGAGAGAAACCUGCCUGUUCCCAUCUUGAACGAGCCACAACCACAGCAUCUAGCCAAGGUCGAGAACUAA
Molecule: messenger RNA, 312 nt
Organism: Nannizzia gypsea CBS 118893
Lineage: Eukaryota; Fungi; Ascomycota; Eurotiomycetes; Onygenales; Arthrodermataceae
Product: LYR family protein
Exons: 5
Coding region: 1-312 (103 amino acids)
Biological process (GO): mitochondrial electron transport, NADH to ubiquinone
Source: RefSeq, a predicted model, not a curated record